Puccinia graminis f. sp. tritici CRL 75-36-700-3 is the source of this 1563-nucleotide messenger RNA. RefSeq lists its product as uncharacterized. Gene Ontology annotation, molecular function: Hsp90 protein binding; protein-folding chaperone binding. Bases 135 to 920 code for a protein of 261 amino acids. NCBI's taxonomy places the organism in Eukaryota, Fungi, Basidiomycota, Pucciniomycetes, Pucciniales, Pucciniaceae. Gene Ontology annotation, cellular component: cytosol; nucleus. The transcript is spliced from 7 exons. The record is from RefSeq and is a predicted model, not a curated record. Gene Ontology annotation, biological process: chaperone-mediated protein complex assembly; protein folding.
CAUCAAAGUUCGCCCGCCAUUCAUCAACGGCCAACAAGAAACUCGGCGAGAGCAAAACCCCCAAUCAAGCAGCAACAGGUCAACAAGCACAGAACAGAUCCCAACCGCAUCUUUCAAAGUAAAACACCCCCAACAUGUCCCCUCCAGAAAUCCUUUGGGCUCAACGAAGCAGCAGCGAUGAGCCUACCCAAAACAUCAUUUACCUUACUAUCAAUGUUCCCGAUCUCCAGCCCGGUUACAGCCUGACUUUCCCGACCCCUUCAUCGAUUUCCUUUACUGGAACUUCAGGGGGCUCGAAAGCCGUCGCCUCAAAGUCGUUCGAAAUCGAAUCUCUCGAACUCUUUGGAGAGAUCGAUUUGGAGGCCGACAGGAAAGAAAAACUCACCGGGAAAAGUCUGCAGCUCGUACUAACCAAGAAGGAUUUGAACGACGAAUACUGGCCUCGGUUGACGAAGGACAAAAGAGUUAACUUUGUCAAGACAGAUUUCGCGCUUUGGGUCGAUGAGGACGAACAAAAUGGAGUCGCAGUCGAUGAAGGCUUUGCCUCAACCGGUGCCCCACCUGGUGCAGGAAUGGAUAUGGAAGCCAUGAUGGCGCAAAUGGGUGGUAUGGGCGGUAUGGGCGGAAUGGGUGGAAUGGGCGACAUGGCCGGCAUGGCUGGUAUGGGCGGCAUGGGCGGCAUGGGUGGAGCAGGUGGAAUGCCCACGCUAAGUGGAAUGCAAGGCGCGGGUGGCGGCGGUGCUGAUGGUAUGGAUCUUGAGAAACUUAUGGCCCAAAUGAAAGCGCGACGUAGCGAAGGGGCAGAGGAUGAUGGAAAAAGUGACGAUUCCACCAGUAGCGACGAAAUGCCUGCUUUAGAUGAGCCUGAGCAAGCUCCACCAGCUGCUGUAGAGCCUUCUCCAGAAGCAGCCUCGGCUUAAUUGGUUUUGUAAAAAAAGAUCCAAAAAUAAAACAUGGCACCGCCGUACUCGUUUGAAUUGAUUCAGGUGACUAUGUCAGCUCCAGUGGCCUAUCAACUCAUACCGCUCCCUUGAAGAAGGCUCUGUGUAAAGGAUAUUCUUGUCCAACUAUAUAGCCUGUCCAAUUGAGAGGGAACCUCUACUUUAUAUUUCUCUGCUAUUUCUUUUGUUUUACCAAUGAACCACAUAUCCUAGAAUUCACAGAUAGAAAAUUUGCCUAUCCAAUCGUCCUCCAUUGGCAAGGAUCCCAGCCUGGUUAGUGAAGAUGCGUCAUCGGGUCGAAAACGAGCCCCGGUCCGCAAGAAACCCCGAAAUGUUUCUAUUGCAUAGGUUCAUUUCAUUUCCGUUCUCUGUUUUCCUUUCUGCUCCAUGUCUUUGCCUUUCUUACCAAUACAGCGGAUAUCCCAUGAAGACUUCCUGUGGACACCAAUUCGAAUGUAGCUUGAACGAUCUUCGCUGUGAGGCCAAAUGCAAUCAGUUCUAAUCAAAUCUACGCAAGCUGUUAAAGUUUGAAGUGCCUGUCUAGUACCACGAAUCUGGAUCCUCGUGAACUACUUGAGCUGUUGUCAUUUGAAAGCAAUAAACGUCCGGCUGUCAAUUGGCG